This is a messenger RNA of Penicillium manginii, 393 nucleotides long. RefSeq lists its product as uncharacterized. Bases 1 to 393 code for a protein of 130 amino acids. The record is from RefSeq and is a predicted model, not a curated record. Lineage: Eukaryota; Fungi; Ascomycota; Eurotiomycetes; Eurotiales; Aspergillaceae. The transcript has 2 exons.
AUGGACCUCAUAAAGGAACGCUACGAAGAAGAAAGAACCAAGCGACUCUGCUCUAACGGAAACACCCAAUACAUCGAGACCAGCAAAUUAGUUGAAUUCGAACAGUUCAUGAUAGACCAUUGGGUCGAUUCAGCCUCGGUCAAGCCAAUCUUGUCCAGUCUCGCAAGGCCCAAGUUACCUGGCGUUCCUGGGAUCCUGGAUUAUCGGGGUGAUAUCUUCCACACGUCGCGUUGGGCAUAUGAUAUCACAGGUGAAUCUCCCAAGGACCCUAAACUCCCCACUGAAAUCGCAGGAUACACAGAAAGCCGCUUGAAAUCGACACACCCCGACAAUACCAAAUUCGGGCGAGGAUCGACUCGCAAGUCAAUGGCCCAGCCAUGGCAGAGAAACUGA